This is a messenger RNA of Pipra filicauda (Wire-tailed manakin), 4840 nucleotides long. RefSeq names its product mitochondrial intermediate peptidase (gene MIPEP). Gene Ontology annotation, molecular function: metalloendopeptidase activity. Gene Ontology annotation, biological process: peptide metabolic process. Gene Ontology annotation, cellular component: mitochondrion. NCBI's taxonomy places the organism in Eukaryota, Metazoa, Chordata, Aves, Passeriformes, Pipridae. The record is from RefSeq and is a predicted model, not a curated record. The transcript is spliced from 19 exons. Bases 4 to 2130 code for a protein of 708 amino acids.
GCCAUGCUGGGCGGCUGCCGGCGGGCGCUGCCCGCGGCGCUGGGCCGGGCGCUGCAGGGCCGGGCGGCGGGGCCGGGCCGCCGGGCCGUCAGCACCAGCUGGUGCCCCGUGGGCAGCGCCUUCGACGCGAAGCAGCAGCAGCAGCAGCCGCUGCGCGGCGGCGCGGCGGGCAGGGAGACGGGUCUGUUUGGUGUUCCAGAACUGAGCUGUCCAGAAGGAUUUCAGGAAGCACAAGACAAAGCAUUGCACGAAUCAGAACAGCUAGUACAGAAGGCAUGUUCAACACCACCUGGGCCAGAGACUGUAAGGAUCUUUGAUCAGCUUUCAGAUAGCUUGUGCAGAGUAGCAGACUUGGCUGAUUUUGUGAAAGUUGCCCACCCUGACUUUGCAUUCAGAGAGGCUGCUGAAGAAGCUUGCAGGAACAUUGGUACUGUGGUAGAGAAAUUAAAUACAGAUGUUGAACUGUGUCAGAGUUUAAGACGUCUGCUAGCUGAUGAAAGUGUUACGAGUUCCCUAGAUCCAGAAACCAGGCGAGUGGCAGAACUUUUUAUGUUUGAUUUUGAGAUCAGUGGCAUUCAUUUGGAUGAAGAAAAGCGUGAAAAGGCAGUUGACCUCAACGUCAGAAUAUUGGAUUUAUGUAAUGAGUUUCUGAUAGGAACUCAUCUUCCCAACAAGAUUGACAAACAUGUUUUGCCAGAGCAUAUUCGUUAUAAUUUUAUAGCCGAAGGCAAUUACUUACAAGUUGCUGGUCUGCAUGCUGAUUGUCCUGAUGAUCUGGUGCGAGAAGCUGCUUACAAGAUUUUUCUUCACUCCAAUGCUCAGCAGUUGAGCCGCCUGGAGGAAUUGCUUGCUAGCCGAAACAGUCUGGCGCAGUUGGUUGGGUAUGAGACCUUUGCCCACAGGGCUCUUCAGGGUACAAUGGCCAAAAAUCCAGAGACAGUAAGACAAUUUCUGGAGAAGCUUUCUGACCAGUUGUCUAAAAGAACUCAAAAAGACUUUGAAAUGAUGACAAAGAUGAAAAUGAAGCUCAACCCCCAGAAUUCAACGCUGAUGCCUUGGGAUCACCCUUACUACAGUGGUGUCCUUCGUGCUGAGAGGUACAACAUUGAUCCUGGCUUGUACUGUCCAUUUUUCUCUCUUGGGGCAUGCAUGGAAGGUUUGAACUCUUUGUUCAGUCAGCUGUUAGGAAUCUCCCUUUAUGCUGAGCAGACAAAGAGAGGAGAGAUUUGGUCUGAAGAUGUUCGAAAGUUGGCUGUUGUUCAUGAAACUGAAGGUUUGCUAGGAUACAUCUAUUGUGACUUCUUUCAACGACCUGAUAAACCACAUCAGGAUUGUCACUUUACAGUUCGAGGAGGAAGGCUAAGGGAAAAUGGAGAGUACCAGCUACCUGUUGUUGUUCUUAUGCUUAGCCUUCCCCAUUCAGCAAGGGGUGCACCAACACUAUUAAGUCCUGGCAUGAUGGAGAAUCUCUUCCAUGAAAUGGGACAUGCUAUGCAUUCUAUGCUGGGAAGAACUCGGUACCAGCACGUCACUGGGACCAGAUGUCCUACUGAUUUUGCUGAAGUUCCCUCAAUUCUGAUGGAGUACUUUGCAAAUGACUAUCGAGUGGUUAACCAGUUUGCAAGGCAUUAUAAAACAGGACAGCCACUACCCAAAAACAUGGUGUCAAGACUGUGUGAGUCCAAAAAGGUGUGUGCUGCAGCUGAUAUGCAACUCCAGGUGUUUUAUGCUGUCUUGGACCAAAUCUACCAUGGUAAACACCCUCUAAAAAAGUCAACCACGGAAAUUUUAAAGGAGACACAGGAGAAGGUUUAUGGUUUGCCGUAUGUACCCAAUACAGCUUGGCAGCUGCGAUUCAGUCAUCUUGUGGGCUACGGUGCCAAAUAUUACUCCUACCUCAUGUCUAGGGCUGUUGCCUCUAUGGUGUGGAAACAGUGUUUUGCUCAGAACCCGUUUGAUAGGGCAAUGGGAGAGCGUUAUCGUAGAGAGAUGCUGGCACACGGCGGUGGAAAAGAGCCCAUACUGAUGGUUCAAGGUAUGCUUCAGAAAUCACCUUCAGUUGAAGAUUUUGUGGAUGCCCUUGUUUCAGACUUAGACCACGACUUCGAAACGUUUAUCAUGGACUCAUAAAAAUGUUCAGCAGAACUGAAUUCUUUUAUGGAAGAUUGCAUAUGUCUUCAUAAUUGUGGGUAAAAUAUUGUUGUGACUGGUUUUGCUUUUUUGUGAACACCUGUAAAAGUUUGACUGUUCAUGUUGGUGGAACAGUAAUAAAUACUUUCAUUGGAUCACCUGGUUUCAGUUAUGGAGAUGAUGGUUUUCCAUUGCAUAGGAGCUUAAGCAUGGAAUUUGAGAGAACAAAUCUACUAGAAUGUGCUGUUAGAAAAUUUGGUCUUGUUGGACCAUCUGAGUAAACAGGAAUUGAACUCAUCUUCAGGGUGAGUGGUAUUUAUCUUCAGGGUGAAUGCUCUUUUGGUACACACAUUGAUUCAGUAUUAGGGCUUACCUGUUGAGUGUCAUGACCCAGAACUGUUCACAUGGGUCUUUCUCACAUGUUCAUGGAUUUUCUUUAGCCUUGUUUAACUGUGUUCCUUGCAGGAGUUCUGUGCUGGGGAAAAGCAAAUUGUGUUUGUAACAGAGGCGAAACUGGAAAAAAAGAUGAAGUAGAAAACUAGGAACUGUACUUGAGAUAGGGAACAAAAAGAGUGGAGAAGAAAAACUGUGGUCAUAGAGGUCUGUGAUGGAAAAAAGAGAUAUGUUGCCACACAUAAGAGAGACAAAGGAGUAAAAUGGGUACCCCACAGAUGUUUCGUAGUGGAGAAUAAAAUGUAAGGUGGCCAUGCUUUUAUAGCUGCGAUGAUCCAUUGGGUGCACAUGUGGCCAUGUUUUUAAGUAAAAAUAGUAUGGUUAGAGGAGGAAUGGAAUUUACAGUGUGCCAUAAAACUGGUCUUGCUAUUGAAUUAGUAGUUUUUAAAUAUCCAACAGAAUUGGAAUUUUACUUCCUGGGCUCAUCUCUUGCAGAUCUUCCUCUGAGCUUCAGGCAUCUGCAGUUGUUUUCUGAGUAUUCUCCUAUUAACUGUGUCCUUUUAUCUGUUACCUGAAUGUGUUUGUUUUAUUGUGUAGUGUGGAUUAGUUUUGACCAUUUUACUUUAAGGGCUUUACUGGGUGAAGUAGUAUCAUAUUUUGGUGAAUAUGGAUCUGCAGGCAUUUUGAGGAUUACAUUGCAGAGAACAAUGGCUAUUGAAAAUAUGUUGGCAAUGUUGCUGCGUAGAUAUGGCCUGAAUCUGGUCCCUGCAUGUUUGUUCACAUGGAGUUUCCUUUUAAUGAUAAGUGGACAGGUGUGGGGAACUGUUUGAAGUACAGGAGGGCAGGUUUUGGAGGGGGUACAAAAUAAUUCAAAAAGAAGGCUGGAGCAGCUUAAGGUUGCACAUUAUAUAGUGGGUGAUGAGCAACGGGAAUGUUAUCAGUGAGGCUUUCUUUUUCCCUUUAAGUAAAUUAUGAAAUGGUAUUGAAUGUGUUUUGAAAAAAAAAGAAAAAUGAUGAAUUUUUCUGUAGAAAUGGCCUUGUCGUUUAGAGUUCCUCUGUAGGUUGUUGCAAAAGGUAUCAUAAGUGUUCUGCUCAGCGGAAAUGCAGUGAAAGAAGCAAGAGAGGAAGAAAACCAAGACUGAGAGAUGAGGGCAAAUAACUUGGGAGAGAAGCAAGUAAAGAAUAAAGAUUAGAACAACUCAGUCAGAAAAAGCGGAUGUUUGGGAAGGGAUAAAUAAGAAUGAGAACUGAUUGGAUGAUGCACCCCUUUUUUAGCAGAGUCUGUGCUAUUGGGUAUCAUUUGAUAUUUUACCUGAUUUUUUGCACUGCCUGUUUUUGCAAGGUGAAAACUAUCUUAUAUGUAUAGCACUAUCAUUCUAUUAGAACUGGGUUUAGACAUUUUUAGAUAAGAAAUGUUUUGAUUAAAUCAUAGUUGGCAUAUUUUCAGGCAUGCCACAACAAGGCUUCUGGCUUGUAUGGCUGACUGACUAGAUUCUGUAUCUGCAGUUGGUCCCUAAGAAGAAAGAAUUAAUGGUUUUGCUUAACAAACUAUGUGGGUAUUUUGCUGUAAAUUAAGUGAUUAAAAAAACCACAAAAACUAAAUGUAAAUUUAAGUGUCAGUAAAAACAUAUUGUGAAGAUGGGAAGUUCUGUAAAGGAUACAAUAGCUGAUGAAUGUAAAUUUAACAAUCCCUAGGAGAGUAUUUAAUGGAACUGUGUUUUAAAGGGAAUUCAAGGGUGUUGCUUAGGGAGCCUUAUGUUGUUUGUCACCUGAUUUUCGUACUGGAACAAACUAACAAUUAUGUUUAUCUGGAGUUGGCAUAUGUUGAAAGAUUUGUUGUGACAAAAAGAACUUAGCCAAAGGAAAUCCUAGUGCUGACAAGGCACUACAGUAAAAUAAAUAAAGCAUCAUAAUUGGCGGAAUAAGCAAAGCAUUUAAAAUUAGGAGAUUGCCCCUACAUUUUAAUUUGAAAGAAAUUCAAGUGAUGUUCGUUCUAGUGUGCAGAUACUUUAUCAAAAUAUAUGUAGUAGUUGCAUUGUUUUAUGCUCAUGGAUGCUAUUACUUCCUUAAUUCACCAUCUCAUUUGAUCCUUCUGUAAACAGCAGUCUUUUCAAGGUUUUGUCAGAGUGGCAUCAAACAACAUUUUCCUAAUAUGAAACCAGAUAUAGACAAAGAAGGAAAGAAAAUCUUGUCUUGUGCCAGAGUACGGUGGAUUGUAGCUUAUUGUCACAGAUUUAUAGCUCUUAGGACAUCUGACAAAGAUGGGAGCUGGUAGAAAAAUAAAUAGAACGAUGGCUUCAGUUUUUUUGCGAAGAAA